UCUGCAUGUUUUACAUUUUUUCAGUCGUUUUUUUUUCUUCGGUUGCGGUGGUGCUUAUAGUUGUGUGACUGUGAGUUUCAGGACGUUUUUCUUGGUGAAGUUCCACGAAAAAAAAUCUGGAUUACUUGGCUUCCUUGUGGUACAGUACGUGUCUUUUCGGUGGACGAUGAGCUCUAAAAAGUGUGCACGUUGUGAAAAGACGGUGUAUCCUCUCGAAGAGUUGAAAUGUUUGGACAAGAUAUGGCACAAGGGCUGCUUCAAAUGUCAAGAAUGCAGCAUGACACUAAACAUGAAGACGUACAAGGGAUUCAACAAGCUUCCCUAUUGCAGCGCUCACUGUCCACAGGCCAAACACACAACAGUGGCAGACACACCAGAGGCCAAGCGGCUUGCAGAGAACACUCGCAUACAGAGCCAGGUGAAGUACCAUGAAGAUUUUGAGAAGCUGAAGGGAAAAGUGACGCAAGUUGCAGACGACCCAGAGACGAUGCGCAUCCGCCAGACUUCGAAGAUCAUCAGCAAUGUGGCGUACCAUGGCGAGCUAGAACGCAAGAAUCUCAUGGAACAGCGCCGGGGGCUGCUACCACAGGAUCGCAAUGGCCAUGGGGAUAGUCGUGGUGCCGAACAAGAACCGCCCCCCAUUGACAUUGCACAGUUUCCACCCCCUCCUCCUCCCCCUAACGAGGAGCGGCCCAGCAGAACACUCCAGUCAGUCCGGGCAGCCACCGAGUACGAAAUGCCGGCCAAUAACAACUCCCCCUACAGCUCCAAGCUGCAGUCCACAGUUAUCUACACAUCCGAGGAAGGACCAGUGCAAACUCAGCCUGUCCGCAAGGUCGGGUCAAUCGCAGACUAUGAUCCUUUGAACGACAACUAUGGGUCUUCUGCCGUAGGGUAUAACCCGCCACAGUCUCAACACUACUAUAGAGGACCCGCCCCUGCUAUGCAGCGUGUGAUGCCUUCUCAGUCCCAUGUGCCAAGUGGGCGAACCUUCCGGGCAAUGUACGACUACGUGGCCCAAGAUGUGGAUGAAGUCAGUUUCCUCGACGGCGACAUGAUUGUGAGUUGCAUGCCCAUCGACGAGGGUUGGAUGACCGGCACUGUACAGCGCACAGGCCUCACGGGGAUGCUACCUGCAAACUACGUUGAACCUAUCAACUGAAUCCUAUUCUCUGACAGAGUGCUCCCUUGUGCUUCGUUUUUUUUUUCUUGUGUCAGGUGCUUUGCAGGCUUUCAGUUGGUGCCUAAGACUCUUGCAUUUUCUUGUCGUUUCUUUUCGGGAAAAAAGGCAUGAUUGAUGGUUUGCAUGCUUUCAUUUAGGUGUAGUGAAAAACUGUUUUGUUUGCUCACGUCUUGCGCUUAUCAGAAACAGACACGUUUUAGUUUUGAAUGUAUUUCAAUUUUGCGUCCUCGGUAGCUCUCACUGGGAUCGCAGAUAGUGAUUGGUUAAUAUCAUAAAAGCCUGACUACUCGCACAUAUAGUGGGCAUAUUUGGAGACUCUGUAAGCAAUGAUUUCUGUUUCCCGACUUUCCUUACUUUUUCUUUGGUGCCUAAGAACCUUUGAUAUUUGUAUAAAGAGUAAAGUGUGUAUUGUAUACCAUCAGAAGUUUAUGUACAGGCCACCAGCAGCGCUUCAUUGAGUGCAUUUGCUAUUUUUUUAAGACUGUCAAGAUAGAAGUGGCAAAUUUUAUGAACCACUGAGAUGCAUUUAACAAGUGUGCCUUGUGCAGAGUUCUUUGGUCACUGCUAAGAGGGCAUAUUUCCUUUUAUGUGUGAAAAGACUUGCCAUAGCCAUUCACGAGGCUGUUCUCACAAAGCACUUUAGGAUUGCAUUUUAGCGUAUGUGUUUGUUACCUUGACCUGUGGGGUAUACAAAAUGCAAGGAUGUGCAUUUUGUUUUUCUCUCUUUCAAAAUAUUUCCCCCAAGUGUAGUUUGCAGUCUGGUUUAUCAUGGCUGGACAUCUUUAAAAAAUAUUUAGUCACAGUACGAAGAAACACAAGCCUAGUUAAUGGUAUUGCAUCAAGUACCGUCUUUGAUGUGCAAUGUAUUUGUCAGAUGUGCUUUCUAAGCCCACUUGAAGUAUUAGCAGCUGCUGAAGGCAUUGUGACUGGAAGAGUUCUGAGUCAUUCUUACAUUGUUCGUGAAAGCUGCAUCCGCAUACUGACGUUGUAGCAUGGGACUGCAUUUGCACGCCUUCCUUACGCACCUGCAUCCAUGCAUCGUAGGACUGUGCAUUUUGUGUCUGCUAUUCAUCAGGGUCUCCUUUAGCACAACUUGGCUUAUCUGGAUGAAUACAGAGUAGUAUAAAUGGCAUUCAGUAGAGCAUGUACUUUAUACUCGAAUGUGACAGCGUUGAAGCAUAUUUGUUGCUCAGGGUUUAGAAGCUGUCAGCCUUCACCACUCUUGUUUUACUGUUAGGUGUUUAGUGCCUGUCUCUUCAUACGGUUUAAUUUUGUGACUUUGCUCAUGCUUGUUGUGUAUGGCAGACUAUGGUGUUCGUGCCCUUAAAAAAAUAACUUCAGGCUAACGUUUGUACAAGUGUGGCAGAGCUGAUUAAGAUGCUAUCUAAACAUUCAAGCUCAAAGUUCAUGGUUCUUGCUAACACUUUAUUUUUUUUUCUUCAGGCAUAUACUCGCAAAGGGAACUGCUGUGUUUAUUGCAUGGCUAUUUAUUGCCCUAAGCCACUAUACAGGUCUUGUUUUAUACUUGCCUGACUGUUGUGUUCUGUGCUUUAGACAUGAUGCGUGAAGUUUUAACUACAAGUAAUGCUCAAAGCCUCGCUUUGUGCUCAUUUUGUAUUGUACCUAUAGCCUUUCAGUAAUCACGAGUUUGCGUGCGUACCACCCCGACUUUGCACAGUGCUCGGAGGUGCAUGUUAGAACAAAAGCUUCGUGCCUGUGGUGUUUGUGAGUUACAUUUACCUUCUCGUAGUUCAGCCAACAAAGGUCUCUCUGACAGAGUGUACAAAGUAUGACUUGUAUGCGAUUAACAUGUGUACACUACUCAGCAUUAUGUGCCUUCUCGCAGUCCGCCAGUGCCAGAUGGGUAAUCAAGCUGUUGACUUACCCCAUUUACAUGCACUCUUUGUCUUGACACUAGAAUUUGUAUGUUGAUUCCUUGGCUGGUGUAGCGUUUAGGCGCCUUCCCCAAUAUCACCUACCCUCCCCCCCCCCUUUUUUUUUGAGUAAAAUAAAGCUUUUUAAGAGA
Rhipicephalus sanguineus (brown dog tick) is the source of this 3209-nucleotide messenger RNA. RefSeq names its product LIM and SH3 domain protein Lasp. The record is from RefSeq and is a predicted model, not a curated record. The coding region runs from base 167 to 1162 and encodes 331 amino acids. Lineage: Eukaryota; Metazoa; Arthropoda; Arachnida; Ixodida; Ixodidae. The transcript is spliced from 9 exons. Gene Ontology annotation, cellular component: focal adhesion. Gene Ontology annotation, molecular function: actin filament binding.